Beauveria bassiana ARSEF 2860 is the source of this 1344-nucleotide messenger RNA. Its product is annotated as tubulin beta chain. The coding region runs from base 1 to 1344 and encodes 447 amino acids. Gene Ontology annotation, biological process: mitotic cell cycle; microtubule cytoskeleton organization. The record is from RefSeq and is a predicted model, not a curated record. Gene Ontology annotation, cellular component: microtubule; cytoplasm. NCBI's taxonomy places the organism in Eukaryota, Fungi, Ascomycota, Sordariomycetes, Hypocreales, Cordycipitaceae. The transcript is spliced from 6 exons. Gene Ontology annotation, molecular function: GTP binding; structural constituent of cytoskeleton; GTPase activity.
AUGCCGGAAAUUGGCAACCAAGUCGGUACUGCAUUCUGGCAGACGAUUUUGGGCGAACACGGUAUAGAUAACGAUGGAAUUUAUCAUGGCGACAACGAAGAACGCAUAGCACGCGCCAACGUCUAUUUCCACGAGACCGCGGGUAGAAAAUAUGUGCCACGCGUGGUGCUUGUCGACCUCGAGCCAGGCACAAUGGAUGCCGUGCGGGCAAGUCCUCUUGGUAAGCUCUUUCGACCGGAUAAUUUCGUCUUUGGCCAAUCUUCUGCCGCGAACAACUGGGCGAAGGGCCACUAUACCGAAGGUGCAGAGCUGGUUGAUGACGCCGUCGAUGUGAUUCGCCGCGAGGCAGAGCAAUGUGAUUGCCUCCAAGGCUUUCAACUUACGCACUCCCUCGGGGGUGGCACUGGCUCUGGCAUGGGCACCUUGCUCCUGGCAAAGAUACGAGAAGAAUUUCCUGAUCGUAUGAUGGCCACCUUUAGUGUUCUCCCGUCAUCGGAAACAUCCGACACAGUCGUGGAGCCAUACAAUACAACGCUCUCCAUUCACCAGUUGGUCGAAAACUCGGACGCAACGUUUUGCAUUGAUAAUCAGGCGCUCGACAACAUUUGCAAACGUAGCCUGAAGUUAGCAAACCCGACAAAUAAUGACCUUAACCAUUUGAUAUCACAUGUUAUGUCUGGAAUCUCGACAUCCCUGCGUUUUCCUGGUCAACUCAACUCCGACAUGAGGAAGAUGUGCGUAAACUUGGUCCCAUUCCCACGCCUUCACUUCUUUCUGGUUGGCUUCGCCCCCUUGACGAGCCGUGAAUCGUUCGCAUUCCGCUCCAGUACGGUAGCCAGUCUCACGCAGCAAAUGAUGGAUCCUCAGAACAUGAUGGCCGAUUCGGACUUCCGUAACGGCCGCUUCCUCACAUGCUCUGCCAUCUUCCGCGGCAAGAUUGCAGGCAAGGAAGUGGAAGAGCAGAUGCGACGCACUCAAGACAGAAAUUCGGCUUAUUUUGUGGAUUGGAUUCCUAAUAAUGUGCAGUCUUCGCUAUGUUCUGUGCCUCCCAAGGGUCUCAACAUGUCGAGUACCUUCGUAGGUAAUUCUACCGCCAUCCAGGAUAUCUUCAAACGGGUAGGAGACCAAUUUCAGGCGAUGUUCCGCCGUAAAGCGUUUUUACACUGGUAUACGGGAGAGGGUAUGGACGAGAUGGAAUUUACUGAGGCAGAAUCCAAUUUGAAUGACCUUGUGGCCGAAUACCAGCAGUAUCAGGACGCAACUGCAGAUGAUGUCGACUUCGAUGAGCAUUGGGGUAGGGACGAAGAGGCUGGAGUGGAUGAAGAAUCAACCGCUCGAAUGUAA